GCUCAGGCGACAGCGGCAGCGGCAACAACAGCAGGAGGGGGGGAGGUCGCCCCAACCCCGUUAUUUUUCUCCCUCUCCCGCUUGCGCCGUUGCGACGUUUCGUUUCGCGACAACAUCCCUCCUCCCUCUUCCACACCUUCCAACUCUUCUACUUCCCAACGCCAUCCAAACUCUCCUUCGAUAUUCCUAUCCCAAGCUAUCAUUGCAAAGGUUAUUAUCGCGUUUGAGCAACUCCGCUCAAAUUUCGCCGCAUUUUCCAGUCCGCUAGCAUCUUCCCUCGCCUUCCUCAAAGUUGUCAUCAUUGACCUUGUGUGCUAACACUGGCGACCAGGCAAUCGGACAGACAUAGACGCGUUGCGCAAUGGCUCGCGAAGGCACCCGCUCGCAGACGGGCAACUCCAAGCCCCGCGUCUUCCCCACCGUCGACACCGCCCCUGCUGUCAGGCGCACCACCAAGCCGAAGACCACCAAGAAGGCGGCCACUGCGCCCACCGGUGUGUCCAAGAAGAAGGCUCCCAAGAAGGAGAGCACUACGGCCAAGAAGGUCAAGGCUGUCGUGAAGGCCCCUGUGAAGAAGGCAGAGAAGGCUGCUGCGAAGGAGCCAAAGGCUGAGGCCAAGCCCAAGACAGCGAAGAAGGCCGCUGCGGCAAAGUAAACAGUGCCUUGUCCAAGUUUGCGCGUAUGAGUUUCUUCUAGUUCCAGUUAUUCCCGGGCUCCGUUUCGGCGCCUGGUGUAUCUGCGUCUGUCUGCCU
This is a messenger RNA of Phialemonium atrogriseum, 752 nucleotides long. RefSeq lists its product as uncharacterized. NCBI's taxonomy places the organism in Eukaryota, Fungi, Ascomycota, Sordariomycetes, Cephalothecales, Cephalothecaceae. The transcript is spliced from 4 exons. The record is from RefSeq and is a predicted model, not a curated record. Bases 362 to 655 code for a protein of 97 amino acids.